UAAAAUCUUCCUUUGUCUGAAAAGAAGGUUUUAAAAAAAUCCGCAUCCGUCAGUGGUAGCAAAAAAGACGUUUGGUGGUAAGGGUGUUCGCAACUGCUUUUAGUUGGGGAUCUCUUCCUGACCUUACAAAAACGACAGCUGACUAKUCACAGACACGAAAAAAUAUAUCGGGAAUCACCACACAAUAUCUAAUAAGAUCAUUUGUAAACAGGAAAAAUGCAGUCCUCUAAAACUUUCCUCUCAUCGGCAUCCAAGGCAGCCGYUCGGUAAGAUAAACAGUUAAACAAAAAAUCAUUAUUUUGACAGCAUGAAAUGGUAUUUCUAACGACCAGGUCUUUUAAAUUCCUCUGACAAAAAACGACAAACCGAACGUCGCAAAACUUGAACAAAACAGUGCCUACCACUCAUCUACCAAGGUUGAGGCCCGUAAAUUUUUUGUUGGAGGUAACUGGAAAUGUAACGGUACUGUAUCGCAAACGAAAGAACUUGUUUCUAUGCUGAACCAAUCUACUUUGUCGACCGAUACCGAAGUAGUUGUGUGUCCGUCGCAAGUUCACAUCCAAGGUGUCAAGGAAAACUUGCGCGGAGAUGUUUCUGUUGGUGCCCAAGAUGUAUGGACUAAGGGAAACGGUGCCUUCACCGGUGAAACUAGCGCCGAAAUGCUGAGCGAUAUGGGGGUCGAAUGGACUCUUGUCGGUCACUCUGAACGUCGUGAAAAGGGUGAGUCCAACGAAGAGGUCGCUGCCAAGGCCAAAUAUGCCCUUGACAAAGGUAUUAAGGUUCUCGCAUGCUGUGGAGAGCCGUUGGAAAAUCGCGAAGCCGGAACCACCAACGACUUCGUUUUCCCUCAAAUCAAGGCCUACGCCGAUGUCUUCACAAAGGAAGACUGGGAAAAUGUAGUUAUCGCUUACGAACCCAUCUGGGCUAUCGGAACCGGUCUCACUGCCACUCCUGAACAAGCCCAGGACACACACGCCGCAAUCCGCCAAUACUUGGCCGAAAUUGCCGGAGCCGAUGUUGCUGCUGCCUGUCGUAUCCUUUACGGCGGAUCUGCCAAUGCCGCCACUGCCCCAGGACUUUCUGCGAAGGAAGAUAUCGAUGGAUUCCUGGUCGGAGGAGCGUCCCUCAAACCUGAAUUUGCUGAUAUUGUGAACUGCCAAGGAUCUGAAAAUAGUUUGAAGCCUGUGAACAUUGGUAUCAACGGUUUCGGACGUAUCGGACGGUAAGAUCAAUCUGCUGCAUGAUGUCAAUCGGCGAAGUGUAACUUCUCAGGACUUUCUAACUCUUCAUCACACAACUCUGACUGACAAUUUUCUUUCUUUUCAAAUUCAAUUUUAGUCUCGUUAUGCGCGCUGCCCAAGAUGAUCCUAUGGUCAACAUUGUCGGUAUCAAUGAUCCUUUCAUCGGAACCGAAUACAUGGAGUACAUGUUCAAGCACGAUACCGCACACGGAACUUACUCUGGAUCCGUAAACCGCAUCGAUGACAACCACAUUGAAAUCGAUGGAAAGACCAUCCGUGUUUUCGAAGAAAUGGACCCAUCCAAGAUUGCCUGGGGUGAUGCCGGUGUUGACUACGUUGUCGAAUCCACUGGAGCUUUCACCUCCACUGAAGCUGCUUCUKCCCACAUGGCUGGAGGUGCCAAGAAGGUUGUUAUCUCUGCUCCUUCUGGAGAUGCUCCCAUGUUUGUUAUGGGAGUUAACCAGGAAAAGUAUGAGUCCAGCAUGGAUGUUGUUUCCAAUGCCUCGUGCACAACCAACUGUUUGGCYCCCCUUGCCAAGGUCAUCAAUGAUGAGUUUGGAUUGAAGGAAGGUCUUAUGACCACUGUGCACGCUGUCACUGCUACCCAGCAAACUGUUGAUGGACCUUCCAAGAAGGACUGGCGAGGAGGACGUGCUGCUUGCUACAAUAUUAUUCCUUCUUCCACUGGAGCUGCCAAGGCUGUWGGAAAGGUCAUCCCUGAAUUGAAUGGAAAGCUCACUGGUAUGUCUUUCCGUGUCCCAACAGUCAAYGUGUCUGUUGUUGACUUGACUGCACGAUUGGACAAGGGAGCCUCCUAYGAAACUGUCUGUGCUGCUAUCAAGGAUGCCUCUGAGGGCAAGAUGAAGGGAAUUUUGGGUUACCAAGACACUGAUAUUGUAUCGUCUGACUUCAUGUCCAGCCCAUACUCUUCUAUCUUUGACCAAAAGGCUGGAAUUGCCUUGACUGAUGACUUUGUUAAGGUUGUCUCAUGGUACGACAAUGAAUGUGGAUACUCCAACCGUGUUCUUGAUUUGAUCAAGCACAUGGAUGUCACAAAAUAAACUCAACUUGUUUGGAGGAGAAAAAGAUUGUAAAGUCGCACACAGAAGAUAAUAUAAUAAUUCAUUUUUGAUUUKAGAUUGUUUCUGUACUACAKCAAGCAACGAGUAACCAMAAAUUCUGAUGAUAACCGAGGUUGUUGAGAAACGACGACCGCAAAUGAAUUGUGGCAUGGUCCUUGUCAGAAAUGUAUUGAGGGAAGUCACAAGAAUGCACAAGCGUCUCCGAGAAUGUUUCUCCGUUUGAAUACAGUCUCACAGCUAAAUGACUCAAGUCGGCAAGAACAAAUAGCUGUGAUCAGU
This is a messenger RNA of Pseudo-nitzschia multistriata, 2602 nucleotides long. The record is from the annotation of a GenBank genome assembly. NCBI's taxonomy places the organism in Eukaryota, Bacillariophyta, Bacillariophyceae, Bacillariales, Bacillariaceae.